Molecule: messenger RNA, 2428 nt
Organism: Pseudocercospora fijiensis CIRAD86
Lineage: Eukaryota; Fungi; Ascomycota; Dothideomycetes; Mycosphaerellales; Mycosphaerellaceae
Exons: 3
Coding region: 1-1932 (643 amino acids)
Biological process (GO): protein localization to membrane; vacuolar transport
Cellular component (GO): fungal-type vacuole membrane; endosome
Source: RefSeq, a predicted model, not a curated record
AUGAGGCUUCAACAGCUGCCGGCGCCGUUGCUCGCGCUCAUAUCGGCGAGCUGUGUGUCCGGCUUCUAUCUCCCCGGAAUCACGCCGACAAAUUACAAGCAUGGCGACCUCGUCCCAUUGAACGUGAACCACCUAACACCUGGACAAUCCGCCCGCGAUACCCAGAUUCGAUCAGCCUUCUCGUUCGAUUACUACCACCCAGCCUUCCACUUUUGCCAGCCAAAAGAUGGACUGCAACAUAUAUCAGAGUCGCUGGGCAGCAUACUGUUCGGGGACCGAAUCUUGACAUCACCAUAUAAUUUGCGCAUGGAGGUCAACGAGACAUGCAGGGCGGUAUGCGACGAGGUAUGGUUCGAGCCACGGGAUAGCAAGUUCGUGAACAGGAGGAUCUGGCAAAACUACAUCGUGAAUUGGCUCAUCGACGGACUACCUGCCGCGCAGAAUUAUCUGGAUCAGGACACGAACACGGAAUUCUACCAGCCUGGAUUCACCCUGGGAAAGGUGGAGAAUGAGCAGCCGCAUCUGAACAAUCACUAUGACAUUUACGUGGAUUAUCAUCAGGUUAGGAAGAACGAGUUCCGCGUGGUGGGCAUAUUGGUGGAGCCGUCUUCGCGCAGAGAUUCGAAGAGGACGGGGACUGGUGAUGAUAUGGCUGCGGAUUGUGGUGCGGGAGGAGCCCCGCUUACUCUUUCGGAGCAGGAUAGGACGAGAGUGCUCUGGACUUACAGCAUUCAUUGGAUCAAAUCACCGACGACUUUUGCGACGAGGUGGGACAAAUACUUGCAUGUGUUCGACCCGAAGAUACACUGGUUCUCGUUGAUCAACAGCGCUGUCAUUGUCAUGUUUUUGAUUGGCAUGGUCAGUACGAUUUUGGUCAGGACGCUUAGGAAGGACAUUGCACGAUAUAACAGGCUGGAUCAAUUGGGACUGGACGAUUUCAACGGAAACAGUGUUGUCGAUGAUAUUCAGGAAGACAGUGGGUGGAAGCUGGUCCAUGGCGACGUGUUCCGUCCUCCAAAGCACUCUCUCGCAUUGUCGAUCCUGGUUGGCAACGGAGCACAGCUUUUCAUGAUGGCUGGAUUCACGAUCGCGUUUGCGGUUGUGGGAUUCCUCUCGCCAAGCAAUCGCGGUAGCCUCGCGACCGUCAUGAUCCUCCUCUACACUUUCCUCGGCUUCGUUGGAGGAUACGUCAGCUCUCGAGUCUACAAAGGCUUUCAAGGCACCAAGUGGAAGCAGCUCUUCGUCCUGACUCCCUCGGCGGUACCGGUGUUCGUCUUCUCGAUCUUCUUCCUGCUAAACUUGUUCGUCUGGGCUCGUCAAUCAUCCGGCGCGGUCCCAUUCACGACCAUGCUCGUUAUCAUCGGUAUCUGGUUCGUGAUAUCACUUCCAUUAUCCAUGGCAGGCUCCUGGGUAGGAUUUCGUCAACCCAUGCCCGAUCCACCAGUCCGCACGAACCAGAUCCCACGACAGAUCCCACCUUCAAGAGGCUAUCUCCGUCUGGUCCCAAGCAUGCUCCUGGUUGGGGUCCUUCCUUUUGGCGCAAUCUUUGUCGAGCUGUACUUCAUCAUGAACUCACUCUGGAGCAAUCGGAUCUACUACAUGUUCGGCUUCCUCUUUCUCAGCUUCGGCCUGCUCAUCGUCACGUCCGCAGCUGUUACGAUCUUGAUGAUUUAUUUCCUGCUCUGCUCCGAGAAUUACCACUGGCAAUGGAGAGCCUUCGCAAGCAGUGGAUCUAGUGCCGGAUACGUAUUCGCCUACAGCCUUCUGUACUGGGCCAGGAUGCUCAGCUUCAGCAGCUUCACCGGAGGACUACUAUUUCUGGGGUACUCAAUAUUGCUGAGUUUCCUGUGGUUCCUGCUUAGUGGCUCCAUCGGCUUCUUCGCCUGCUGGGUGUUUGUACAUAGGAUAUACGGGUCGCUCAAAAUCGACUAGCGGGUCUCAAUGCGCCCAACAAUCGAUGAACAGCAAUUCUCGAGCAGUACGCGGAGUCACAGAAACGCCUUCAACAAGCUUGCGUUGCCCGGCCCGAAGUGGAGCACAGAUGCAAGACAUUUCAGGUAAAUGGCGCGAUCUUCCACGACGCGGAUCAGUUCAAUGUGUCGACGCAUUUCUUUGCCAAACGAGAGGAAGGCCGAGCGAUUCCCGCAAAAGCUGGAGACCGGCAUUCGUGGCCGUGGACAUAGGAGGUAAUUGUCACUGCCGUCUUUUGGGCGUCGCUGCCAAUGGUAGGCACCGGAGUUCAGUCCAGCAUCUCAGAUGCGGCUCCUGCCUCAGCCUCCCGAUCUGAUCUGCUGCAGCUCCCAUGUGCGACGGUGCGGUGGUCUGUUUUCGUUCCGUCUGAGCGGGGAGAUGAUCAGCAAGCACGAUGGAUACCUUUGGCGUCAACUAUACGUCAGCGUCAUAGAGGGGCAUUCAUUCCACCAACGCC